CUUCGACGCCCAUCAAAUUGGGAACCAUCUCAUUUCGCUCACUGACGACCAUGGCUGCCGCGUGCGAUGAAGACUACAUGGAGUCGCUGAAGAGGAAGCGCCUCGACAGCCACGAGCACCGAGAGUCGGCACUCUUCAGGCACCGGGUGACAGGUGUGAGUGCCUUCGACAGGCGUGGGAGGGGCGGGGAGGACGACGAUGAGGAGGACGAGACAGAGGUCACCGGGGAGGGACUGCGCUUCAUGGUGAGAUGGGAGACCGAAUCAGGCGAUGGAUGGUUCAAGGGUUGGUUGGCGCAUUCAUGGAGCCAUGCAUUCGUGUUGUGUAUGCGGAUGUGUGUGUGUGUGUGUGUGUGUGUGCAGAUACUGUCGGAUCCGAUCAACGCUUGGGGCUACAGCAUCGGACACCAGCUGUGGACCUCCUCAGAGGUAUAGCAUAGGCAGCCAAGACAGGCAGGCAGGCGCGGGCAGAAGCAAGACAGACGAAGACAGAGACUCUGCGUGAGGUCACACGCAUUUCUUCCUUCUCGUUUGUCUCUGUCUGCCCCAUGCACUAACUGCAGGUGCUGUAUUCCUUUUUCCAGCAGUCGGGGGUGUACGACGCCUCUUACCUGAAGGGCAAGACCGUGGUGGAGCUGGGCUCCGGCCUCGGCCUGGCAGGCAUGACCGCCGCCGCACUGGGGGCCAAACAAGUGGUCAGUCCGCCAGCCAGCCAGCCAGCCAGCCAGCAUGUUGAUUGAGAUCGACAGGAAUGUGUGUGUGUGACGCAUGCAUGAAUCCUGUCUGUCAGAUCUUCACCGAUUUGCCCGAGGGUGUGGAGCUGCUGGAGCGCAAUGUGUGGGAGAACUUCGCCGAGACGGACAAGGAAGAGGGCGGCCGUCGCGUCCUCCCGCCUCACCUCAAGGUGACUGACCCGACCCCAUAUAUACGACAGCCGACAAAGGACACGGAGGCCAUUAAUGCGGCUGGUGCUGAUUGAUGUCAGGUGAUGACUCUUCCCUGGGGCGACGGCGCGUCGAUAGCUCGUGUGGAGAAGGCCCUGGACGUGGCCCCCUCCCUCACACAGAGGAAGGCGCCCGACGUCAUCCUGGGCGGCGACCUGUGCUACGACGAGGACCACCAUGAAGAACUACUGCAGACCAUACUCACACUCAGGUGCGUGCCUCACCCAUACACACACACACACAUCCGUCGUAUGCUCGUUCAUUUCAUUCAGCGGUCCUGAGACGGACGUGUUUCUGGCGCUUCCUGACCGGGAAGACCUGUACUCGUUCCUCGACGUGUGCCGCUUCCCGUACCCGGCCAUCCCCCUACCCACCCUCGACCAGGACAAUGAGGAUGACAAAGCUGCACAGGACGAUACGGGAGGGGGCAAGGUGUGCAGCAACCCACCCACUGGCAGGCCCCCGCCGCAGAAGGCGCGAUCCCAACCGGCACCUUCUUACUCUCCUGAUGAUGCGGCCGCUGGUGGCGAUGAGGGCACGAUGGUGAUGGGCGAGGGGGGGCUGCGUGAGGUGCACUGGGAGUGCCUCUGGACCUACUGGCACAAGAGCUUCGAGAACGCCGUCAUACUCUUCAAGUGAGGGAGACAUUGGGCAAUUAGGCAGAGAGAGGGGAGAAGAGAGCGUCAGGGAGCCAGCCAUUCAUUGUGUGGGGUGUGUGUUGGUCGGUGUGUGUGUUGACGGGAUGGGUGCUGUUCAGGGGCCGUGUCGUGCCUGUGUGCGGGAGUGUGGCGUCUGAGGAUGAGGCCGUGUGACGCGACAAACACACCGACGGACGGCAUGGCACCGACACACGAUAGAUGACCUACCUGGUCCGACUGCGAUGCAUGGACUGAUGAAUG
Messenger RNA from Vitrella brassicaformis, 1842 nucleotides. The record is from the annotation of a GenBank genome assembly. NCBI's taxonomy places the organism in Eukaryota, Vitrellaceae.